This is a messenger RNA of Scleropages formosus (Asian bonytongue), 8590 nucleotides long. It is a transcript of the gene myo9bl, whose product is annotated as myosin IXB. NCBI's taxonomy places the organism in Eukaryota, Metazoa, Chordata, Actinopteri, Osteoglossiformes, Osteoglossidae. Gene Ontology annotation, biological process: intracellular signal transduction; actin filament-based movement; lamellipodium morphogenesis. Gene Ontology annotation, cellular component: ruffle; lamellipodium; myosin complex. Gene Ontology annotation, molecular function: ATP hydrolysis activity; microfilament motor activity; actin filament binding. The record is from RefSeq and is a predicted model, not a curated record. Bases 180 to 6878 code for a protein of 2232 amino acids. The transcript has 42 exons.
CCCACUCGCUCUCGCGGGCGAGUCUCGGAGAAAGGAAGUGGCUCUCACGUAUUUUUCGUUUGCGCGAGGAUUAGAAAUGGAGCGAGCGGUUCGCCUCUCUUCGUCAGUAUUUCGUCCAGGUGCUAGAUGUUGAGUUUGAAGGCAAUACGGCAUGCUGAAAGGCAUCUGCCUCUUUCACAAUGAGUGUCACAGAUGGCGAGCGGGCAGCUAGCCAAGAUGGAAAAUCCUAUGUGCUCCAGAUCUACGCCCGCUUGUCACUGGACACAGCACCAUGCUGCACCCUCAGGGUCCACAAAGAGGUCACAGCAGCAGCAGUGGUGAAGGAUGCUGCUGCCACCUUGGGCCUGGAUACCUCCAAGUUCUAUGUGCUGGCUGAAGUAAAGGAGUGUGGUGGGGAGGAGUGGAUCCUGGAGGCCAGCGACCUACCUGUGCAGCGUGUUCUGCUGUGGCCCAGGAAAGCACAGGAGCAGCACCCCCAAAGUGAGGGCUUCUACUUUCUACUGCAACAACGCAACGAGGAUGGCUCCAUCCACUAUGUCCACCUGUCAAACCUCAGUGAAGAGAGGGAGGUCCAGAGGCUGGCAGCCCGUGGCUUCCUCCCACCUCAACAGGAGGACUUUGACGACCUUUGCAACCUCCCCCGUUUGACUGUCUCCAGCAUCCUGGACAACCUACGCAAUCGCUUUCAAAAGAAGAAAAUCUAUACUUACGCUGGCAGUAUCCUUAUUGCCAUCAAUCCUUUCAAGUUCCUUCCAAUCUACAACCCAAAGUAUGUCAAGAUGUAUGAGAACCACCAGCUGGGCAAGCUGGAGCCACAUAUCUUUGCUAUUGCAGAUGUGGCUUACUAUGCUAUGCUGCGCAAGGGCAUGAAUCAGUGCAUCGUAAUAUCUGGGGAGAGCGGCUCAGGCAAAACGCAAAGCACCAACUUCCUCAUCCAUUGCUUGACUGCACUCAGCCAGAAGGGUUAUGCCAGUGGGGUGGAAAGGACUAUCUUGGGAGCAGGUCCUGUUUUGGAGGCAUUUGGCAACGCAAAGACUGCACACAACAAUAACUCUAGCCGGUUUGGGAAAUUCAUCCAGGUCAACUACCUGGAGAGUGGCAUUGUCAGAGGGGCUGUUGUUGAAAAGUACCUCCUGGAGAAGUCUCGCCUAGUCUCCAGAGAGAAAAAUGAAAGGAACUACCAUGUGUUUUACUACCUGCUGGUGGGAGCAUCAGAAGAUGAGCGUAAGGAAUUCAAGCUUCUACAGCCAGAAGAUUACUUCUACCUCAAACAGCAAAACUUUAAGAUAGAAGAUGAAGAGGACCUUCGGCAUGACUUUGAAAGGCUGCAGCAGGCUAUGGAGAUGGUGGGCUUCCUGCCUGCCACAAAGAAGCAGAUUUUCUCUGUACUCUCGGCCAUCCUGUACCUGGGGAACGUGACAUACAGACGCAAGUCAACAGGCAGAGAGGAGGGCCUAGAUGUUGGGCCUCCUGAGGUUCUCACAACUCUGUCAGAUCUGCUCAAGGUUAAGGAGGAAGAGCUGGUAGAGGCAUUAACGAAAAGAAAGACUGUAACAGCUAAUGACAAGCUCAUUCUGCCCUACAGUCAUAGUGAGGCUAUUACAGCACGUGACUCCAUGGCCAAGUCUCUCUAUAGUGCCUUGUUCGACUGGAUUGUCCUCCGCAUCAAUCAUGCACUCCUGAAUAAAAAAGACAUGGAGGAAUCUGUCAAGUGUUUGUCUAUAGGUGUGCUUGAUAUAUUUGGGUUUGAGGACUUUGAGACGAACAGUUUCGAGCAGUUUUGCAUCAACUAUGCCAACGAGCAGCUUCAUUAUUACUUUAACCAGCAUAUCUUCAAAUUGGAGCAGGAGGAGUACAAGGCAGAGGGCAUCACUUGGCAUAACAUUGACUACACAGACAAUGUGGGCUGCAUACACCUGAUAAGCAAGAAGCCUACUGGAUUGUUCUUCUUGCUGGAUGAGGAGAGCAACUUCCCUCAUGCCACAGACAAAACCCUGUUGGCCAAGUUCAAGCAGCAGCAUCAGGGUAACAAGUAUUUUGUUCCCACACCAGUGCUGGAGCCUGCAUUUGUUAUCCAGCACUUUGCUGGAAAUGUGAAAUACCACAUCAAGGAUUUCCGGGAGAAGAACACAGACCACAUGAGACCUGACAUUGUGGCACUGCUUCGUAGCAGUGAACGGGCAUAUGUGCGUGAGCUGGUUGGGAUGGACCCAGUAGCCAUGUUCCGUUGGGCCAUCCUCCGUGCCACUAUUCGUGGCAUGGCCGCCUUCAACGAAGCUGGGCGCCAAUGGGCAGCUAAAACGGCAGGUGUGGUCAGGGGCGUUUCAAGGUCUCCUCUAACAGAGCUGCAGCGGUCCAACACCGUGGUGGAGAAGAUAUAUCGCCGUUCCCCUUUUCUCGAUUUCUCCUUUGAUUACUCAGAGGAGCGCCCUCUAGAGGCCUUUGAAGACAUCUUUGUUUGCUAUGAGAGUAAGAAAGACAUGCAUGCCCAAAUCAUCAACUCCAUAAAGGACUUACAGUUGGAUGGUGAAGACCCUCGCAAGCUGCUGCAAUCGUGGGGUCGUCUCCGGUAUCCUCGCCACCUUCUUCAGAAAAAUAAAAACACCAAACAAAAGCAGAUCAUUCCAAAGUCCCUCAUUGAUUCCCGUUCCCUUAAGUUCAUAGUGGGCCUCACUCUGUAUGACCGCACCACCAAAUCUCUGCUGCACCUGCACAAGAAGAAGAAGCCACCCAGCAUCAGUGCCCAGUUCCAGACAUCCCUGAGCAAACUGCUGGAGACUCUGGGCAAAGCGGAGCCCUUUUUUAUCCGCUGCAUUCGUUCAAAUGCUGAGAAGAGGGAGAUGUGUUUCGAUGAGUCCUUGGUUCUCCAGCAGCUGCGAUACACAGGCAUGUUGGAAACAGUGCGCAUCCGGAGGUCUGGCUAUAGUGCCAAGUAUACCUUCCAGGAGUUCAUUGAGCAUUUCCGCGUGCUGUUACCAAAGAAUGCCACAGCCUCACAAGAUGAUGUGUCUGCUCUCCUGCAGAAGACAGUAAAAGACAACACUAUGUAUCAAAUUGGCAAAUCCAAGGUAUUCUUAAAGGAGCUGGUCCGCCAACAGCUGCAGGACACCCUCCAUAAAGAUGUCAUGUGUAAGAUUAUAUUCCUGCAGCGCUGGUUCCGUGCCAAACUUGAGAGGAAGCAUUUCCUGAGCAUGAGGAAGGCUGCCAUCAUCAUCCAGAGGUUCUGGCGACGCAGUCAGGAGAGUCGCUGUAAGGCUGCUAUAGUGAUUCAGGCUGCAUGGCGGGCGUUUCAGCAACGAGCCCUGUACCUCCAACAGCAAGCCUGUAUUAAGAAGAUACAGGCAUUAGUGAGAGGAAAUUUAGCCAGAAGGAGGGUUCAGGCCAUGCAGGAGGAAAAGAGGCAAUUGGAAGAAGCAAAGAGGGCAGAGGAAGAACUGCGGCAGAGGGAACUUGAUGCACUACAAAAGAAGCUGGAAGAAGAGAUACGGCAGAGAGAACUUGAAGCACAGCAGAAGCUGCAGGAGGUGUCAAAGAGGAGAGAAGUUGAAGCACAGCAGAAGCUGGAAGAAGAGACACGGCAGAGAGAACUUGCAGCACAGCAGCGGUAUCUCAAGAAGGAUGAGGCUCAGCAGGAGGAUGAGGCAAGACACACUAAGCUGGAGGGGGAACGGAAUGAAGAAGGAAAACCAGAGCCUGAGUCAGAGUUGGAAGAGGUGCAUGUUCAGCCAAAGCCUGAUGAUGAGAACAAGGAAGCUGAGAUUAGGCAUGGUGGUUCAGUUCCUGCUGCAGCAGUAUAUGAGAAAGUUGGAGAGAUCCAAGCUGCUGAGAGCUAUAGUCUAAAUAAGGAGUGUAAGGAAAAUGAAGCUGCUGAACUCCCCUGUGAGAAGCCAACUAUGGCCAGUCUCAGUCAAUCUGAGGAAGAGCUGAAUGAACCCAAGAGAAGUUUUGUUUCCCAACCUGAGGAGAAACCCCGCCCUUUGCCACUACACAGAACUACUGGGUCCAGGAGCCAAGAAAAGAGAGAGCAGAGACGACAGCGUGGCCUGGAGCACAGCAAGCGAGAGUGCCAGCGGGCUGCCUCUGCCAGCAAAGAAGAACCAACACCAAAAGUCAAAGGUCAGGAUGCAGUCACUGGGCCGGAAGCCAGGCAGAAGGAGCGUGCUGACAGCAAGGAGCUUGACCAAUACACCUUUGUGGCCUGGAAGAUGAAGGAAGAGAAAGGGAAAAAGGAGGUUAAAGCAUCUGCUUCACCUCCGAGCCGUCCCAGCAGCCUUCCCCUUCGCACCUCUGUGCACAAGCCCAGCCGCAACGGGUUUGAAGAGUCCCCGUGCGCAAAACACAGCGAGCAGGACAUUGUAAAGGAGAAGGCUGAGAAGUGGAAGGAGAAAAGUAGCGAGGGAGGACACCCAGACAUCAGCAGCCCUGAAGCCGAUACCUGUGAUAACAGAGGGACAGCAACUUCAUUGAAUCUGGGAUUUUCAGUUUCAGUGGAAAAUCUGACAAAGUUAAACUCUGGAUCUAAUGCCUCUAGUGCCUUCCCAUCACAGAAAGAGGUUCAGUCCCCUAUAGAGACUGCAUGUGAGGUUUCCAAGAUGAACAGCCUGAGGAGGAAGAACAACGACAGCUCAGGUCACCCAGAUGUCAUCCAUCUGGCACCAUCAACUCCUGAGAAGCCAGGAUUCUUGAGAAAGAUCCUAAAGAAGCGUCCUCAUAAGGAAGCACAGACACCAGACGAUGGAGAGCUGACUGUGACACAACUACUAAUCGACAAAGGACACGAAGCUUUCCCUGCAUCUCACCAGUCACGGCCUCAGCAACAUGCGUCAACGUCUGGCAGUCGGGGCCGACAGAAUCCUCCCAUCAAGAUUAGCCGUGCUACUCGGGUCUCUGGACAGUGGCACACUUCCUUGGAUCGCAAAAUCAGCAACGCCAAUGAAUUGCGACAGCUCGACGAGUUCCUUGGCAAUCAGGUGAAUGACUUGCGUUCCAGUGGAAAGAAUCUCUCAGGAACAGAACAGAUCUUCAUCUCUGCUACCAUGCAAUUCAGGGAAACCAUCAAGAGCAUGUAUUCUCUCCCGAAACCCCAGAUUGGCUACAAAGCGCUAAUGACAAACUACCAGAACAUGGUCGUCACCCUGGCUGGAGAGAAGCAGAAAUCCGAAGUCCAGCUUGUAGUCAAUCUUUUCCAGUCCGUUCUUGAUAUAUUCAUCCGAUUAGAGAUCAAGAAGGAGGAGGCAGAGCCGGUGAAGCUCACAAAAGCAAGGAAGAAGAGAAGGAAAAAAGAGAAGUCACUGGAAAGUCCCCUGGACCACAUGUUUGAUACCUACCAGGUGAACAUCAUGCAGUCCUGUGAUCAGUGCUCCUCAUACAUCUGGGGCAUGGAGACAGCCUACAUGUGCUCGUCUUGCAAAAUGGUGUGUCACAAGAAGUGCAUUUCCAAGAUUGUCACAGACUGUUACACAUUUGGUGCUAAGAAGACAGAAGAGGAGCCUGGGUCCCAGAAUUUUGGGGUACGUGUGUGCGCUCUCAUCAGUGACAAGAACCCUGUGCCCAUUGUCUUGGAGAUGAUGCUUGAGCACGUGGAGAUGAACGGCCUGUACACAGAGGGCAUAUACCGCAAAUCAGGUGCUGCCAACCGCAUGAAAGAACUUCGCCAGCUGCUGGAGACAGAGCCUGGGACAGUGUGCCUGGAGGACUAUCCCAUCCACACUGUCACAGGGCUGGUCAAGCAGUGGUUACGGGAGCUUCCAGACCCUCUCAUGACGUUCACACAUUACAGUGAAUUCAUCCGAGCUGUGGAACUACCUGAGAAGCUGGAACAGCUGCAUGCCAUUUACAAAGUAUUGGAACAACUUCCUGCUGCACACUUCAACACAUUGGAACGACUUGUCUACCACCUUGUCAAAGUAGCCAAAGAGGAAGCACACAACCGCAUGUCCCCCAAUGCCCUGGCCAUUGUCUUUGCCCCUUGCAUCCUACGCUGUCCUGACACUGCAGACCCCCUCAUGAGCAUGAAGGAUGUAGCCAAGACAACAAUGUGUGUGGAAAUGCUAAUCAAUGAGCAGACAAGGCGGUACAAUGAGAAGAUGGAGGAGAUCGUGCAGCUGGAAUUUGCAGAGGAGUUGGCGGUCAACCAGCUGCAGAUCAGGAGGCAGAACACGCGCUGCUAUUUGCCCCUCAGGUUUUCCUCUCCUUGCAAAGGAGUGGUGAUUCGUGAGAAAGCGCCCUCGCACUUGAGUGCUGUCUGUGAGGAGCAGCCAACAGACUUGGACAGAGAAGCAGAGAAGAGCCUUCUUGAGCGCAUAAAGUCCAUCAAGCAGGAAAAGGUAGACCUGGCCUGCCGGCUGCCUGAGUUGGAGCAGCCUGGUUCGGACCAGGAAAACCUGGACUCCGAGGCAUCAGUGAGUUCCGAGAGCCUGCUGGAAGACCGGCCUAGUAACUCGGACACCGAAGGGAAGGGGAGCAUGGUGCACAAGAGAGCAAAGCCCUCCUGCACGCAGAGGUCUGCCGACCUGACCCAGCGGCCCACAACAGCGUCAAGCCCGCAGGCUGCGCACUCCGCCCUUUACUCAACCCGGCUGCAGCUGGAACGUCGCAACCCUGUCAUCCCUAGUACGGUCCGACUGCCCCCUGGUGUGUUCUCACGGACAGCCUCACAUGCGCUGCCAACCAGCACCGCCCAGGCCCUGUUGCAUCUGCGCAGGCGUGAUCCGCCAUCGCGGCGCAAAGACAGUACGCAGUCCCUGUACAUUGCCCCUGGCCUGGAGCCCUUUCCAGUCAGCCUUUCUUCAUCCACUCCCAACAACUUUCAACCUAUUCCCCAGGUGACGAGACGCUUCUCGGACCCUGACAUCCCACACACGUCCGAAAAUGUGUGACGCAACGGGGAGCAAGUGCUGCCAGGAAACUUACUGUUAACAUGAGAACUGCUACUGGAUAGCUGACCCUCUGUUAUAAUAAUAGUGAAAUGUCUCACAAAGCACUUUUUCUUUUUUUUAAUCUAUUGAUUUACGUCAGAAAUCGGUGAAAGAAAUGGUGCUGCAUUUUCCGCAGUUACUGGGAUACUGACGCAGACCAAUGGUUUUUUUUUUUUCCUGUUUUUAGACUUUUUAAAAGUGGCUGUUCUCUACAAGGGACUACCCGAGGCGAGUUUUAUUGCACGUUGUUGCACCUUUCCAUUAUUCACAUUUGGCUCUGUGUCAGGGCAGCAAAAUGUUCUCAGUUUUAUCAACUGUGCCUUAUUUUAAAGGAGGAAAAACAAUUGAUACUGUACAUAUUAUAUCCAGAGGUCCUGUGUUAAAUGUCCUGUUUUACUAUCCCUACAGGUCAUUAAAUUUUACCUGCUUUUUUUGGACUCAUAAGCAACGGAUCAUCCUAACCCAUAUCCUGUUUCCAGCCGACCGUAAAGAUGUUUCUGAAGGAAAAACACAAGCAGUGUGAUCGUUCCGCUGCGUCUUCAGUGGGGAUCAAGUCAUUUUACAUGAAGUGUCCCCUUUCUGCUUGUGGCUUAAAGGGCACCUCUUUGUUUCCUGCCUGUCCAACCAUAUGUCUGAGGGAAUAUGAGGAAUCUGAGGGCCGUAGGAGGAAGCCAUUGUGCUUAAAACGCAAUACUAAUGUCAUUUGAAAGAACAUGAAUCUUAAUUGAUCUGUUGGGUCAUUGCUAUGCCAAAAGUGUACUUCUGCCAUUUGAACACUUAAGCAAUUAAGCACAGAUGCUUUGAAACGCUUGCCAUUUCUCACUUGGACACUUGUCUAACUUGCAUGAGUAUUACUUGACAGUUUAGGUCAGCAGGCAUGGAAUUGAACGUUUGCCACGUAUUCCUGCCUGUGUGUUGAGAAGUUGGUGCCAGUGAUUGCGUGGCAUGUAUGUUCUCCCAUUUACACUACUGUGGAUGCUGUUACACACUGCAUUGAAGCAACUUGCCAGUAGCACUCCUUAGUUUCACAUGGAGAUUUUUUUUUUUUUUUUUUUUUUUUUAAUACCAGCUCCUUACUGCGGGCAUAGUAUGUGCCUUUAAAAUUAAGUACGAUAACGUAUCAUUCAUUACUUGUGCUUUGACCCUGCAAUAGACCUUUUUAUUUCAUAUUCAUAAUGCACUUCACGAUCCCCUCUUUGAAAUGUGUGGUGGCUCACUUUUAGUUGUAUCCAAGUCUUUGCUGUUCCUUUGCUCGAGUUCUAGAGAAUCUAGAAUUGAGCUGAAAAGCACCAUCUCCGCAGCCACUUGAAUGAACACUUUUUCUGCAUUUCUGUUGGAAUUACUAGGCUUUUGUCUUGAGUAAUUUUAAUAGACCAAAACAUAAAUUUAACAACGUCAAAGGAUUGAGUCAGCUGAUAAGUGCCUCAAUGCAAUCCUGCACUUUUUUGUAAUUUUGGGGAGGACUAACUUUUUGCAUUUUUGUCUCUGGGGCAUGUCAGAUUGUAAAGUUUUGAUUAUGGGGGUUUGUUGUGCAGAACCAACAGGCACUAUUAACAGGGCAGAUCUGGUUCACAACAUGACUGCUUAGGAGAACCUCUUCCACUGUGCUUUGCAAGAGGUGUUAACAUACUUUAACAUCCUUUUUUUUUUUUUUUUUUUUUAGUUCAUGGCUA